Astyanax mexicanus (Mexican tetra) is the source of this 6615-nucleotide messenger RNA. RefSeq names its product scavenger receptor cysteine-rich type 1 protein M130. The coding region runs from base 167 to 4987 and encodes 1606 amino acids. The transcript has 40 exons. Gene Ontology annotation, cellular component: membrane. Lineage: Eukaryota; Metazoa; Chordata; Actinopteri; Characiformes; Acestrorhamphidae. The record is from RefSeq and is a predicted model, not a curated record.
AUAGUAGAACUGCAGAUAUCAGCUGUGUGGAGAGGAUGAAUGUGGACACAAGGAUGAUGUAGGAGUCGUCUGCUCAGAGUAUAAAGAGAUCAGACUGACUGAGGGCUGUGAGGGGAAUCUGCAGGUGUUCUAUAAUGGAACCUGGGGGAAUGUGUGUAACAAUGGGAUGGAUGUAGAAACAAUUGGUCUCAUCUGUCGGGAGCUGAACUGUGGAAGAUUUAAGACUGAGAGAGCUACCAAAGCACGAGUGGAAUCAGCUCCUAACUGGCUGGAUGAUGUAAAAUGUAGGAAACAUGACUCUACUCUGUUUCACUGUCCAUCUUCAUCCUGGAGUCAGAACAAUUGUGAUAGAAGCAGUGAGGUGACUCACAUUACCUGCUCCGGAGAGAAGAAACAGCUUGCAUUUGAAAACCUUCAAAAAUUCUUCUUAUUUCCAAACCAGGGUCAGUGCUCAAAUUACAUGCCUAUUAGGUUGAGAGGAGGAGAGGAAAUCUGUUCUGGGAGGUUGGAGGUGUAUCAUAAUGCUGAGUGGGGGUCUAUAUGUGCUGAUCUGUGGGACAUCAGGGAUGCUCAGGUGGUCUGCAGGCAGCUGGGUUGUGGGCCGGCGCUGAGUGUUAAUAGAAGAGCUGUUGAUGGUUCUGGUGGAGGAACUAUCUGGAUGAACAGAGUGAAGUGUAGAGGGAAUGAGAUUCACCUGUGGGACUGUCCUCAUUCCCUGAAGAACCACACUGACUGCUCCCACAGUGCUGGAGUCACCUGUGCAGACAUAUUUGUCACAUUACCUUUUUCAUCUGAAACAACUACAACUUACACCACAGUACCAGCACAGCUAACAGAGAAAAAGACAGUCCCUCCUUCAAAAAAUCCAUCAUCUAAUUUUCCAUACAUCUAUCCAGUGUCUCUCCUGGUUCUGGGAUCUGUGCUGUUCCUGGCCUUAGUGCUUCUGGUUGUGCUGUUUUAUCAGAACAGAGUGCUCAGGAGAGUGAUCUCUAAGGCGAGGAGGAAGACUCUGCUUGAGGCAGUCUAUGAAGAGAUUAACCAUAAAUGUGUCACUAACAGAUAUACUAAAAGAGGAAGUUUUAUCUCUGAAGAUCAGCAUUCAGGAUAUGAGGACGUAGAUGAGGAGCUUCUCUCAGAAAACUAUGGCGAGGUCUAUGAUGAUAUCAUACCUGCUGAAGAGAGCCCACACAUUACAACAGACAGUGUGAGGUUGGUGGAUGGUGGUAGCCGCUGUGCUUGGAGAGUGGAAGUUCUUCAUAGAGGACAUUGGGGAACAGUGUGUGAUGAUUACUGGGAUAUGAGAGAUGCUGCAGUGGUGUGUAGAGAGCUGGGCUGUGGGGAAGCCAUAGAUGCACCACGGAGAGCUCGCUUUGGAUCAGGAUCAGGACCGAUCUGGGUGGAAUAUGCUAACUGUGCUGGAUCAGAGUCUUCACUGAAGAACUGUAGGUCGUAUGAUUGGGGUAGACAGAGAUGUAAUCAUGAUGAAGACGCUGGUGCUGUUUGUGCAGAAGUCAGAUUGGUGGGCAGAUCUCGCUGCUCUGGGAGAGUGGAGGUUCUUCAUGGAGAGAGCUGGGUCACAGUGUGUGAUUCUGACUUUGACCAGCAGGAUGCAGAGGUUGUGUGUCGAGAGCUGGGCUGUGGUUCUCCUGUGGAGGUUCUGGGAGCAGCUGCUUUUGGUAGAGGGGAGGGUCAGGUGUGGUCAGAGGAGCUUCAGUGUAGAGGUAACACAUCACAGAUUCACUUCUGUCCAAAAUCAUCUUCACUCAAACACAACUGCUCCCAUGAUGAUGAUGUGGGACUGGUGUGUUCUGAAAGUGUGAGGUUGGUGGAUGGUGGGAGUCGCUGUGCUGGGAGAGUGGAGGUUCUUCAUAAAGGACAGUGGGGAACAGUGUGUGGUGAUGACUGGGAUAUGAUAGAUGCUGCAGUGGUGUGUAGAGAGCUGGGCUGUGGAGAGGCUGUAGAUGCACUUAGUGGUGCUUACUUUGGAUCAGGAUCAGGACCAAUCUGGAUGGAUAAUGUGGAGUGUAGAGAAUCAGAAUCCAUACUAAAGAACUGUAAAUCAGCAGGAUGGGGUAAACAUAACUGUAAUCAUCCUAAAGAUGCUGGAGUCAUCUGUUCAAGAGUCAGGCUGGUUGGAGGUUCUCACUGCUCUGGAAGAGUGGAGGUUCUUCAUGGAGAGAGCUGGGUCACAGUGUGUGAUUCUGACUUUAACCAGCAGGGUGCAGAGGUUGUGUGUCGAGAGCUGGGCUGUGGUUCUCCUGUGGAGGUUCUGGGAGCAGCUGCUUUUGGUAGAGUGGAGGGUCAGGUGUGGUCAGAGAAGCUUCAGUGUAGAAGAACUGAAUCUCAGAUUCACUUCUGUCCAAAAUCAUCUUCACUCAAACACAACUGCUCCCAUGAUAAUGAUGUGGGACUGGCAUGUUCUGGUGACAAGCGAAGACUUGUUGGUGGUCCUCACGCAUGCUCUGGGAGAGUAGAGAAGCUUCAUCGGAAUUCUUGGCUUCCAGUGUGUGAUGCUGACUUUAACCAGCAGGAUGCAGAGGUUGUGUGCAGCUGGGAGCUGGGCUGUGGUUCUCCUGUGGAGGUUCUGGGAGCAGCUGCUUUUGGUAGAGCAGAGGGUCAGAUGUGGUCAGAGGAGCUUCAGUGUAGAGGAAACGAAUCUCAUAUGUACCUCUGCCAGACAUCUCCUUCCUUGAAACCCAACUGCUCUCACAACAAGGAUGUGGGACUAAGAUGCUCUGGUCACACUCAGGCUCGGCUGAUGAACGGCUCAGACUCCUGUUCUGGUCGAGUGGAGCUCCAGUACCUCAGUGAGUGGGGUACAGUGUGUGAUGUAAGCUGGGAUAUGAGAGCUGCCAGUGUCCUCUGUGCUCAGCUGAAGUGUGGGAGUUCUGUGGCUGUGUUGGGGUCAGACUGGUUUGGGGAGGGGAGUGGCCGGAUCUGGGCUGAUGUGUUUGAUUGUCAGGGGAACGAAACACACCUGUUAAAGUGUCCCAUUUCAUCAUGGAGUCGAACUGCAUGCUCUCAUAAACCGGAUGCUGGAGUUAUCUGUAGUGGUUCUUCUCUGGCGUCUCAUGAGGGUGUAGUGAGAUUGUCUGGAGGGAUGGAGUGUGAGGGGGAGGUGGAGGUGUUCUUCAGGCAGGACUGGAGGAGAGUUCUGCUGGACUCCUGGAGUGAGUCUGAGGCCUCUGUGGUCUGCAGACAGCUGGGCUGUGGUUCUGUACUCAACAUCUCCAGCUCCUCUUCAUCCAGUCCUGAACACAGCUACAUGUGUGUGACGGGUUUCAACUGCUCUGGGAGUGAAGCUCAUCUGAGGAACUGCAGCAGCUCACAAGCAGUUAACUGCAGCUCCACAGUACAGCUCUACAUCACCUGCUCUGGUACAUCUAACACAGUCCACAGCUCCAUCAGGCUGGUUGGUUCUGGGGGAGACUGUGCAGGAAGGCUGGAGGUUUUCCACAGUGGAUCAUGGGGGACAGUGAGUGAUGAAUUGUGGGAUAUUGAGGAUGCACAGGUGGUCUGCAGACGGCUGCAGUGUGGAGUCGCCCUCAGUGCUCCAGUACCGGUACCAGCCCGGUUUGGAUCUGGAACUGGACCCAUUUGGCUGAAUGAGGUGGAGUGUGAGGGGAACGAGGCGUCUCUGUGGAACUGCAGAUAUCAGCUGUGUGGAGAGGAUGAAUGUGGACACAAGGAUGAUGUAGGAGUCGUGUGCUCAGAGUAUAAAGAGAUCAGACUGACUGAGGGCUGUGAGGGGAAUCUGGAGGUGUACUAUAAUGGAACCUGGGGGAAUGUGUGUGUAAAUGGGAUGACUGAUGAAACGGCAAAAUUGAUCUGUCGAGAGCUGAACUGUGGAAGAACUGGCAGUGAGUCUUGGUCUAAAGCAAGAGUGGAAUCAGCUCCUAACUGGCUGGAUAAUGUAAAAUGUAGGAAACAUGACUCCACUCUGUGGCACUGUCCAUCUUCAUCCUGGGGGGAGAACAGGUGUGAUAAUCGCAAUGAGGUUGCUUGCAUUACCUGCUCAGAGAAUGGAAAUACACUAGAUUUGACAAAUUGGCUGUGUGAUUCAUCUCCUCAUGAGAGACCGUGCUCAAAGCACAUUCCUCUGAGGCUGAGGGGAGGAGUAGGAAGCUGUUCUGGAUGGCUGCAGGUGUAUCAUAAUAAAACAUGGGGGUCUGUAUGUGGUGACCUCUGGGACAUCAGGGAUGCUCAGGUGAUCUGCAGGCAGCUGGGUUGUGGGCUGGCGCUGAGUGCUAAUAGAAGAGCUGUUGAUGGUUCUGGUGGAGGAACUAUCUGGAUGAACAGAGUGAAGUGUAGAGGGAAUGAGAUUCACCUGUGGGACUGUCCUCAUUCCCUGAAGAACCACACUGACUGCUCCCACAGUGCUGGAGUCACUUGUGGAGGCUUCCUGUAUCAUACUUUGCCUUUAAAUAAUAAAAGAGGACAGAUGGGACAUUUUGUCUUGCAAGAUUCUCAACCACAGACAAGAAGAAUCAUACUUCCACAAACUCCUCCACCAGCUGUUCCCUCCAUCUAUCCAGUGUCUCUCCUGGUUCUGGGAUCUGUGCUCUUCCUGGCCUUAGUGCUUCUGGUUGUGCUGUUUUAUCAGAACAGAGUGCUCAGGAGAGUGAUCUCUAAGAGGAGGAAGACUUCAGCUGAGCCUGUCUAUGAGGAGAUUGACACCAGGCUCAUCCCUAAAAGAAUUACUGUCUCAACUGAAAGUAAAGCAGAUAAUGAGGAAAUGCAGUUAAGUUAUGAUGUCAUUUUUGCUGGACAAACACCUGACAGUGCAGCAGAGGAAGAACCAGAUAAUUACGAUGAUGUUAUUGUGGAACAAAACUCAAACAUUGUGAUGGAAAACAUGCUGGAGAUCUACGAUGAUGUCAUGGAGGUCACUGCUGGACACAUUGCGGCAGUGAAAGUGCCACCUACAUCUCUUCAUUGGACAGGCUAUAUAUUUUUAGAGUCCAGCUGCUCUGAUCUACAGACAUGAAUAUCACGACAGUCCUUGUGAAAAGGAAGAAUACUUAAAUUAGGGUGGUGAGCUUCCUGAGGGCUUUGAGGAUAGUUAUCCUGGUGCGUGUCUUUCGUCUGGCCUCUCAGAAGAAAGAUCUGGAGAAGGUCACUAGAAGAAAGGUAUCUGAGAACAAAAGGCGGUAACAAAAAGGAUGGAUUUGAAUUGGAUCUCACCUAUGUCACAGGCACUCUACAGAAAUCCCAUAAAAGAAGCUGCCAUAUUUCUGGACACAAAGCAUCCCGAUCAUUACAGAGUUUACAAUCUCUGCAGUCAAAAAGGCUACGAUCCACUGUUCUUCCAUUACAGAGUGCAACGAGUGAUGAUUGACGACCAUAACGUACCGUCAUUAGACCAACCCACUCGUUAGGACUCCCCCUAUCACUAGUAAUGCCCCAACACACCAGGAGGAUGAAGACUAGCACACUCUUUCUCCGAUACAUGUGAAGUCAGCCACCGCUUCUUUUCGAGCUGCUGCUGAUGCAGCAUUGCCAAGCAGCCAGCACAUUUGGAGGAAAGCGCAGCGGCAGCCCGAGGAACCUGAGGAAAGUGGUGGGAAAUCUCGAGCCAGGUCAGACCUUGGGUUGGGUUUGGGCAGAGAACCUAAGCUCUUAUUCACAUAUUGAACUUUGUGUUCUUGUGUUCUCAGUGACAUGUUGAACUACACUGCCAGUUUGAGGGAAUGUCAUUGCCAUCCACUGCAAAGGAGGCAAAGGUGUGGGAAAGGGCAAUGGCAGUGAUCUGAAGGUGCGGAUCAUAGUGAAAAGAGAGCAGGUGUUCCAGUGUGUCUGUGCCACGCAGACGAACUGUAGGCCAUGACAGCUCUGACCAACAACCAAAGAGAUUACAAAGAUUGUUGUGACUCAUUUUGCUGUUCCCAGAUACUGAAAACAAUGCCGUGGUGAUCAGCUUUCAGGAAGGGCCAGUGGUUUGUGGUGAUGUUAAAGUCAUGUUUGAAUCCAGGGCUGGUCUUCCAAAGGGGUAUGAGGACUAUCCUUUCUAUUUCUGGUUCAACACUUCAUUUGUAGAGAACAACAGGCUCUAUCUGUCAAGGGAGGAACUGGACAACCCACGUAAGUCCAAAACCUGGGACAUCUACAAGGAGGACUUUGGUGUGACCGUGUCUUUCAGUGACCCUGCACUUAUGUAGCAGACAACACUUGCUUGUGUAUCUCAACUAAAACCCUUAAGCCCUGCACAAGGUCUAAAUAUUUGCUCUAAUGUAGGUUUUCACACACUUAUAAAAGGUGAGUGAUGUUUAGGGAUUGGAUUCGGGCAUAUUGUGCCCCUAAAGCUAUAGCUAUAGCUAUAUAACCUCAACUUUAUGUCCAUCCCCCAUCUUCACUGUAAGAGCUUUUUACUGAGCCGUGCAUACAUCACAAUAUUAUGCAUUUGUUUGUCAAAUGUUUUUUUGUCUUUAAAUGAAGACAAAUGUUUGUGUCAGUUUAGCAUAUUAUGCUUCCAAAAUGUAAAUCUUACUCUUUAAGCUUGAGUGUACAUCAAAUAAAGCAAUCGAGGCUGCCACUGUGAAAUGGUCAAUGGUUAUGUGUGCAGAAACAUUUUUUUGUAGUACACAUGUAUUGAAAUAAAUACUAAUGUCUCUGUAA